Eriocheir sinensis (Chinese mitten crab) is the source of this 4553-nucleotide messenger RNA. RefSeq names its product TBC1 domain family member 1-like (gene plx). Lineage: Eukaryota; Metazoa; Arthropoda; Malacostraca; Decapoda; Varunidae. Bases 245 to 3397 code for a protein of 1050 amino acids. The transcript is spliced from 22 exons. The record is from RefSeq and is a predicted model, not a curated record.
CCCAGAAGGUGUGGUGUGGGUCCUCACUUGACUGUUUUGCCAGGCAGGGACGGACACGACGGGUUGCCAAUAAAGGAUAACAUUUACCCUGUUCAGCUGAUUCCUGGCUGUGACAAAGACCCUUGACACAUGAAAUGGAGCCAUGAGCAAUCGUUAUUCCAUGAAAGGUUGAAGAUGGGAUUAACCAGAGAAGAAUGAAAUAAAAAACAGUAAAAACACUUGACCAGCUGAGACAUCCCAGUUGAUGGAUUCCAUGAUGGAGAACCUAGAAGGAGCUGGGGAACCAGGGCAGAGGUUCUCCUUCAAAUACAGAGGCAGCACUGAGGUGGAUCGCCAUUACUCCAAACCCAUGUUGCCCUGGAUCAUCUCUGAGAUCAAGAACCAACAAAAAUCAGAAGAUGUACAAGUUGAGAUCUCUCGAGGCAAUGUGGUUGUGCGAAGUAUGACAUCAAGAGUAGUGAUCUUGAGUCACACAGUGCGCCAGAUCCAUAAGUGUGUCAUGGAACAGGCUGACCACACUUGUUUUCUCUACACACUCAAGCCUAAUGACAAGGAGCAGGCUGUUGUCCCCGGUGCUCCUGGAUAUGUGUGUGCCAGUGAUCCUAAUCAACUUAUACCAGAAAACAUCUCUGAUCAAAAUUACCAGUGCCACCUCAUGCAGGCUUCUGAUGAACAGCAUGUUCGUAGUUUCUUUGCCUGCCUUAGACAACAGCCUCGAGAAGCCCAGUUAUGUCCUGAACCAUCUGCCCCCAGUUCCCUCAACUCACUGCCAGACCUUUAUGUACAUAACGAAUCUCAGUUUUUUGAGGUCUUAUUUGUUGGGAGAGUGAAAGUUUCCCAUUCAAAGGUGCCACCCAGCUUCAUUGAUGAGGCUUUGUCAGCAUUUAAGCUUCGUGAGAAAACAAGGCAGCGGAACAUAUCUGGAGGGGAUAGUUCCCGGUCUCAGCCCAACUCUGCAACUAUAGCUUUUCAACAAGAAGGAAGUGGUGUCUCUGUUCCCAACAUAAAUUUCUCCAGCUUAAUGAAUGAGCCAGACAGCAGUGCCAGUGGUCAAAAAACAAUAAAGGAGGUUGAUAAAGGAACUCUAUCAGAUUUGACCAAAUCAGAACAAGACAAGGAAUCACAGAAGCAUCCAAAAGUCCGCUUCACCCUUUGGUCAAGUACUGAUGAAACAGGAAAAUCUCCCAGCCACUCAACUGAAGGGCUGAACUACUCUCCUUCAGAAGAUCACAUUCAGUCAUCUGGUCCCAGCUUAUCAUCUACUGAAAUGGUUACAUACCUCAGAUCAAGCAGUGUUCCAGAAGAAUCAAAGGGACCUGAAGGUUCUGAAGCAAAGCAGUCAGAAAAUGAAGAAAAUAACACAACUGAGAUGUCUGUGGUAGAGCCCUUCCGUCAGCGCCUUCGCACUAUAAGUGGAGAUUCUAGUCAGGUUUUUAGAAGGCCAACUGGUGUUCAAGAGUAUGGUAUGAGGGCGCGUGCUGGCUCUAUUGGCAGUAUGACUACUCGGAGCCGCAUGCAUCGCUCAAGUGAAUGUGAACUCAAGAUGCUGAGUCAUGACUUUAAUCGAACUAUGCUUUUUCACAUUGGCCGGAAUGAAAUUCAACUGAUAAAUCCAGAAUUGAAGUCGGUCCAGCUGAAUAAAAGCUUUAAAGAUAUUGCUCAUUGUUGCCAAGGUGUCAAACACAAUGAUCACUUUGGGUUCAUCUGUCGUGAACUGAAUGGAGAACUCCCAUGCUAUUUGGGGUAUGUCUUCAUGUGCCAAAUCAGUUCUGUGACAAAUGAAAUUAUGCAAGCCCUAAGCAAGGCUUUUACUGCUGUACAUGAGGCUCAGGUAAGGGAACGACAAGAAAAUUUGCUGUGUGACCAGUGUCCCAUGCGUUGGUUCAGCAUGCUGUGCACCGAAGUGGAAGGAUUACCAGCUGCCAAGGCUCACACUACUAUCAUGAGGCGACUCUCUAGUCUUCCAGAAGAGGAAAAAAGCAUUUUGAUUGCAAAAUAUGAAGGAGCAGAAGCUACAGAAACACAGACUCAAAACAACAUAUUGAUGAUGUUAUUGAGAGCACACUUUGAGACCAAACAAGCAGCCCAUACCCAUCUAGUCCUGCCUGGUGGAGGAGUAAAACCUGAUACUCAAAGUGGCAACUUAGAAUCAUCUUUACGUCGAGCAAAAAAAAGUUUAACAACAUCAUUCAGUCAGUUUCUGAAAAGAGAUGGCAGAGAAAAUGAUAGUGCUGAAAGGGAGACUUCAGAGGAGGAACAAACAUCAGGAUUUAGCAUGAGUCAAGUAGAGAAAGCACAUCCAUCACCCACUGCAUCCUCAGCUAAAGUAAAAAUGGAAGGUCUCAGUGACUCCCCUCUGGGCCACCGUCCACGCUCCUCCACAGUCAGCUCAGCUGGUGGUGACGCCAUGAGGCGUGAAUUCAUGGCCAAACGUGCGGCAGCCAAGAAGAAAAUGCUCUCAGCUAAAACAGAGUCUGAAAGUAGUUCUCAAGUGUCAGCCAAGAGGAACAUUUUCCUUAAGGUGGGCUCCCCAACUCCACGAAGUGCUCAGGAGGAAGAAAACUCAGGGGAUGGGAAAGUGGUCACAAAGUCUGCCACAUCCUUCAGACAUGCAAUACUUCAGAAAGUUGUAUCACCUCCAAAGGGAAUUGAUUCUUUAGGACAACUAGGAAACCGCAGCACUGAUAACCUUCCCUCUACAAUUAAGAAGUCAAAGGAACAACUCAAGAUAAUAUGGAAGAAGGCCGUGUUCCAACAAAUUCUUCUCAAUCGCUUUGAGCGUGAAAAUCAGCGUCUGAGAGCUCACCAACAUGAAGUGGCAAUGCAGCGUGUACGAUUAAAUUAUGAAGAAGAUGAAAUUCCUGUUGAUGCCGUGCAAGCUUGGCAGCUCAUGUUGACUAGACCCACAGCCAGAAUAGACUCCAAUAUACUGCACAGUGGAAUUAAGCAAGGGGUCCCAAAGUCAUUGCGAGGAGAAGUGUGGCAGUUGCUUAUGUUUCAGUACUUGGCCAGAAACCCUAAUCUGGAGCCACAGUUUCCAGGUUACACUACACCUUAUGAGGAAAUGAUCAAGGAACUGACAUCCCAGCAUCAUGCUAUUCUUAUUGACUUGGGUCGUACAUUUCCAGCUCACCCAUACUUCAUGCAGACACUUGGACCUGGACAGCUAGCACUGUUUAAUGUAUUAAAAGCUUACUCCCUACUAGAUCAAGAUGUUGGAUACUGCCAGGGCCUCAGUUUUGUUGGUGGGAUCUUACUUCUCCAUGUUGAAGAAGAGGUAGCAUUUGGCCUGCUCAAACACUUGAUGUAUGUCAUGGGUUGUCGGCAACAAUAUAAGUCAGAUUUAAUGGGCCUUCAGUCGCUGUUUUCGUGCUAUCGGCGACUACCAGCGUGGUAACGAUUAUGACAAGACGAAGGCACGUGAUUCAGCAUUGUUGGUAUGCCGGAGCGGCGGGAAAUGUCAACGUUACAUCAGCUGAGUGGAGGAUUGUGAAGGAUAACUGUGAAAAAUAAACGUGCAAAGAGUAAACGUGAAGAAUAAAUAUAAAAAAUAACUGUGAAGAAUAAAUAUGAUGAAAAAUGUGGAGUGUCUUGCUGUAAUACACCACUCAUCUGUUGAUAGCCUAAUAUUUCCUAGGGAUAAUAGGUGAAAUAAUGGUGACAAGUAUUAAAGUUCUAUUAUUUAGCAGAUGUCAGCAAGACAGACUCUUCACCUAUAUUCAUUACAAUUGUUCAUUAUUCACAUUUAUUUAUUAGUCUUUACACAACAGGGCUGAUUUCGUUGUAUGUAUGCCCUAUGCAUAGGCUACAUAAUAGGCUAUCUAGAAUGAUAUGAGAGGUUGACCAAGAAGACAUAACAGGUGAAUAAUGGUAACAAGUAUUAAAGUCCCCCCUUCUCCUUUGUUGUGUACUUUUGCAACAAUAAACAAUCAAUCAAUCAAAUUGAAAUUUUCAGCAGGACAUUUACUGGUCAGCAGGUGAAGUGAAUUCAUGUCAUUCAAAUUCUUCUAAAAUUUUUCUCAUAUUACCAUUGAAGCCGUGCAACGUGUUGCUGCAGUGUGUAAUAUUGUUUAGCAUCCAUUUAAAGAAAUAAUAUAACCACUUGAGAGCAAAAAUUUGUCCUGUUUACUAAUUAAUUGUAUUGGUUAGCUCCAUUGGGGAGCUCCUGCGGCUACCAGAGCUCCAUUACCAAAGGUUCCAAUCUCUGGUACUGAUGCAAACAAACAGCGUUGCGAAGGAUGACUGUGAAAGCGGAUUUCUUGUUGGUAGCGGUGAUUGCCACUCAUUGGUAACGAUCAUUACAAAUGAAAGUGACUGUGAAAGCGGCCCUAAGUUAUUGAAAUACACAUUUCUUGUAUGGUCUUAACUUUAGAGGUAUUCUUCUUUAUGAAGUGCCUGUUUUUCGGGAGCAUGACCUGUUUAUAAAGCAAUGUUUGUCUUAACCCCUUCAACACGAGGAUACGUAUACUGCGUCCUUGUGCGCCCCGUACCAUAUCCGAGGACGCGCAUACUGCGUCCUGGCUCGCUUUAGCCAAUAUACGAGUUAUUUUAUC